AUGAGUGCGUACAACACAGAGACGAUAGACUCCUGCAUGAUCAACAUUAAGACAAUUCCUAGCAAAUGACCUAAGAAAAUUGCCUUAAAUAAGCUUGAGCCAAAGACCAACAAGAGCAGGAAUUUCAUUAAAUAAGCACAAUACCACCACUGGGGCUAAAACUAAUAUAAAAGGAAGAGAACCAGGAGUUUACAAUGCUUUUAUCUCAAGAAAAAGCUUCCGGAACAACAAAGUCAGCAAUACUAAAAGUGUCUACAAAUAAAGAGAAGUCUAGUGAAAAGCCUGUUACCCAGCCAAAAGCAUCAUCCAAAUGUAGUCUGAAUCAUAAAAUUAAUAAAAAUACUCUUUACAGGAAAACUUUCAGGACUAAGAUCAGCCCAAAACAAGGGUACAGUCGGAAUAUUAGCAAGCCCAAGUAUCUUGCGACACAGCCAAUAAAUUGUUACUCGAUCAAACUCCCAACGAAUACUGACCAUAUCAAGAAGAAGAGAGGGAGCUCUAAGCCAAAAACAAAUUAUAAUCAAGGGAAUAAAUGGUGAAGUAGCUUCACUUACACAAUGAGAGAGUCUAAUAAGUUCAAAUUCGCAAGAUCUCCACAAAACAAACCUAAACGGCCCAUAGUUUGAAGCAAAUCUCCAAAUGUGUCACACAGGAUGAAAGUAGCCAAACCAGGAAAGCUCCCAUCCUGUAAAAAGAGAAAAGAAGAAAUUAAAACAAAAUGUAGUCCAAAGCAGAAAGCAAAGAAACUUGUACCUCAGAGCUAUCGUAGUAACAUAGUGCCAGCUCCAAGGAUCUGUAAGAAGUUGAUCUCCAAGAGGGAAAACCCUAAAAGGUUAGGGAAACGAUCCCCUCCAGCAAUUCCCAAAAGAAGCAUCAAACUCAAUCUGGCCAAUAUCUCUACUAAUAAGUUCCCUAGCAAGCAGCCAGAGGUGAAAAUGGAGAAGUAUUCUAAAUAUAUCAUUAAGAAGGAAGCUCAGGAGAUUAAUAAACAUGCUGAAAAUCAGCCAGAGGGAAACCAGAACACGAUUUCCAAUGUAAAUAUAAGCAUUGAGGACCUUGAAUGCAUCACUACUUCAGAAGGUGACAAAAUCCGCUCCUCAAAAGAAGUCCCUGAAAUUGUCUCGAAAGAGAUCUUCCUCAGUAAGGAAACUGACCCACCUAUGAGAAUUUACGACAUGCCUGAAGACCUUGAGAGUGAAGUAUCAAGCUUCAAGGGUUGAAUCUCCCCUGACAAGCUCUUUGCUGAUCCUGAUGAAUCUCAAGAGAAUACUGUAGAACGAAGGAUCGAGAUCCUUGAACUUCAUGACUUAUUGCUAGAUGAACUUUGUGUGAAUCAAGAGGAAAAGUUGAAUCAAAAAGUUUCCCAAAUAGAACUUCUAGACGAUCCAAGCGAAGCCCAUAAAGAAGAAGAGACUAAGAAAGCUCUUAAAAAUAACCCUCAGGACCAACAAGAUCGAGAACUCAAUGAAAGGGGAACAAUGUCUGAGAAUUCUAAUCCUGAAGAUAAUGGAGAGACUACUGUUGUGAAUUGAACAUCUCAGGCAGGUGCUUUCUCCCAAAUAAAUACUGACAGAGUUGACUAAUUAUUUCAAUAACCAAGUAAAAUA
This is a messenger RNA of Moneuplotes crassus, 1607 nucleotides long. The record is from the annotation of a GenBank genome assembly. NCBI's taxonomy places the organism in Eukaryota, Ciliophora, Spirotrichea, Euplotida, Euplotidae.